AUGGUGCAUAAGGUACAGUUGGAAACUGAGGGAAUGGCUGUCAGCCGAUUCAGAUCCGUAGCAGCACAGGUCAUAGCAUGUAUGUCACCAAACCUACUACUACUCGAUUUGGGUAUGGCGAUUAGCUUCACUACUAUAGCAUUACCAAAUCUUCUAAAUGCCCCAGAGGGAUUGUCGCUAAAUGACGUACAGGCUUCGUGGUUUGGUGGUAUACCAUAUUUGACACAGCCGAUCGGAGCUGUGAUAUCGGGUCCGUUAGUCGAUUACUUUGGACGAAAACGAGCCAAUUUUCUAGCAAAUUUCCCACAUUUGAUUGCAUGGAUACUUAUGUACUUCUCUUGGAAUUUACCCUCAUUAUUCGUUGCGAAUGCUCUAUUGGGUAUCGGCAGUGGUGUUAUGGAAGCGCCUAUAAAUUCUUAUGUAGGAGAAGUUACUGAGCCAUCAAUUCGCGGUGCACUAUGUACAUUCACUCAAAUGUUCACAUCUGUGGGGACGUUAGUCAUGUAUUUUUUGGGCAAAGUCGUCACGUGGAGACAGGCAGCCCUAAUUGCCAUCGCUCCACCUAUAGUCUCCAUGCUACUUAUAUUAUUAGUACCAGAAUCUCCAACUUGGCUACUGUACCGAGGUCGACAAAAGGAAGCCCUCAAAUCUCUUUGUAACUUAAGAGGCUGGACCACACCAGAGACUGUGAGAGAUGAAUUUGACAAGCUCGUUGUUUAUACGAAGGAAUUAGAAAAAUGUGCAAUAUGCAUUAAGAUUAACCCUGAUAAUAUUAACUGUGAACACCAUAAGAUGAUCUGGAUUAGAAGAUCUAUCGACAAAUUUAGAUACGUCAUGAUGAGUAAAGAAACCUUAAGACCAUUGACAUUAGUGAUACUAUACUUUGCAUUCCACAUAAUGAGUGGGUACAUUCCAGUUCGACCCAAUAUGGUCAAUGUAUGUGGUGCGUUCGGUAUGCCUGAUGACGGCAAGGACAUUACGCUGAUGGUUGGAAUUAUUACAUUUGUAACAGGCGUUAUAGUCAUUGGCUUUAUCAAGAUGUUCGGAAAACGCAAGCUCGCUAUAUCAGCUAUGUUAGGCAUCGCUAUGUCCAGUACGGCACUCAGUGUCUACGCUAAGAAUAACUUAGAUAAAUCUGUAUUCUCUUAUGAUACUGACACAUUCCCAACCGAGAAGGAUUAUUUGCCACAAUAUUUAUUUUAUUCAUUAACGAUGUUCACUGGAUUUGCAAUUCCAUGGGUAUUACUUGGUGAAGUAUUUCCGUUCAGAAGUCGCGCAUCUGCUCAAGGCUUGGCUGCUGCUGCAAAUUACAUCAUCAACUUCAUCGGAGCCAAGACUUUCAUUAACCUAGAGAGCACUAUUCACUUAUCGGGCACUUUUGCUGUUUAUGGAGGGAUAGCCUUUGUUGGAGUCAUAUAUUUAUAUUUCUUUCUCCCAGAGACUGAAGGAAAAAGUUUACAAGAAAUUGAAUGUUACUACAACGGAAAAAUGAGGACCUUCGCUGACGAUCCUUUUAUAAAUGUUUUCAAGAAGUUGAAGAGAUAGAUAUAUUUUAUUUGUUAGGUAAUAUAAUUCAUACAAGACUUUCGUAGUUGUACUAUUUAUUUUCUUAUUGUCAUCCAUAUUAUUUAUAUUGACGAAAAUAUAUCUUAAGUAUACACUUAUUUUUACAUAAUAAAUGUGAUCUUAUACCUACUAACUUGUAUCUUAUUUUCUUUAUAUUAAAUUACAGUUGUAAUAAUUUCUAAAUUUAGUGACUAUUAAAAUAAACAA
Molecule: messenger RNA, 1773 nt
Organism: Achroia grisella
Lineage: Eukaryota; Metazoa; Arthropoda; Insecta; Lepidoptera; Pyralidae
Product: facilitated trehalose transporter Tret1-like
Exons: 8
Coding region: 1-1545 (514 amino acids)
Biological process (GO): transmembrane transport
Cellular component (GO): membrane
Molecular function (GO): transmembrane transporter activity
Source: RefSeq, a predicted model, not a curated record